This is a messenger RNA of Gongylonema pulchrum, 417 nucleotides long. NCBI's taxonomy places the organism in Eukaryota, Metazoa, Nematoda, Chromadorea, Rhabditida, Gongylonematidae. The record is from the annotation of a GenBank genome assembly.
AUGCGCUCUUCUUUAUCAAAUAGUGCCAUUUCGUACGUUACUCACUACUGUAGCGAUUCGUAUAGCAUUGCAAAGCCAGCGUCUAGUGCUAGCGAAUGUACUCAGGUUGAUCAUGUGGCCCCGACACAUCAGUACGAGUUGAUCUGUGACGUUACCGAAAAACAAAUGGCAAUUAUGGAAGCACUGGUACAGGAAGCUCGACUCAAACAUUCCGAACUUCUGGAAAUGUACAAGAUGGUAGAUGCUGCCCAGAAUCGCUUGAGUAGUUCGCUGACCCGAGCGCAUCAGAAUGUGGACGAAGCAGCACAGACGUUGAUGCGUAUUAUUGAGGAAAAUCGUCGUCAAGUAAUCAAGGAUUUGGAUAAUGCCUAUAGUGCGAAGCAGCUGCAGCUUACUGUUAUCGAUAAGAAGGUUUGA